Molecule: messenger RNA, 1831 nt
Organism: Sebastes umbrosus (honeycomb rockfish)
Lineage: Eukaryota; Metazoa; Chordata; Actinopteri; Perciformes; Sebastidae
Gene: rhno1
Product: RAD9-HUS1-RAD1 interacting nuclear orphan 1
Exons: 3
Coding region: 240-1127 (295 amino acids)
Biological process (GO): DNA damage checkpoint signaling; cellular response to ionizing radiation; recombinational repair
Cellular component (GO): nucleus; chromosome
Source: RefSeq, a predicted model, not a curated record
CCUCCAAUUAACACCAAAGAAGGAGAUGGAGAAGAUCACGAUGGCACCAAUCCACCAAUUAGAGACGACGGUGGUGGAAACCGGGAAAAUAAUAAAUAACAAGAAGACGGAAAAGAAAAGAAGUUCAUAUCAAACAACAGUGGAAUAACUAACGCUUUAUACGUGUAUUCUUUGUUUGCAAUAAUGGCUAUGUCUUGCAGGAAGUAUCACAUUUAGUGUUACAGGAAUGAUUUCUCUGAAUGCCCCGUAAAGCCACAAAGACAGAGAUGCCUCCCCUGCUGUUCCUGGAGCGGCCUGUGUGUGGAGCCAGACUCCAACAUGGGCCUGAAGUCAGAGCUGCACUCAACCCCAGAGAGUACUUCACUGAGACACAAGCACAGAGCAGCUCAGCUCUCACUUCUUGGGUGAGACCACAGUUUGACCGCUCAGUUGCAGCUGCACCUCCAGUGAGACGAGGUAGGAGGAGAAGAUGCCUCUCUGCCACGAGCAUCCUUGACAGUUGCAGUCAGCUGUCCAGGAAAAAGAGUGUGUGCAAAUUCCCCUCAUUACCUUUUCAGACAAGGUCAAGAGACCAAUCUCAUCAACCAAAGAGCACACACACUAAGAAAUCGACAGAGUCCACUGCUGUGUCUGACGCCGGAAAUCAACCACGGGGAUCGUCCAAAGUCAAAAGGACAGUUUCAAGUGCACAGCACUCAGACACACCGAAGAGACGGCAGACCUCAAUCAGAAAAAGGAGAGCGGAGGGAUUUUCCGAUGGUGCUGCAUCCUCCAGCAGAUGUUUGGACCAGCCUGAAACUUCAUCUAUUCGAUGUAGAAUUCCAGCAGAUGGUGUUUCAACACCUGCCUCCACCACUGAGGUCGGCCACGUCAGUCCACCACCUGAUGUGGACACUCCAAAAGGAAUUCAAGAAGGGAGUAGUUGUCCCUCCUCCACCUCUCCUCUACACUUGCUACAGGCCCCGCCAUGUACACCACCACAUAAUCAGCCACCUGACAUUUUGGUGGCGGACACACCAGAGAGGGAUUAUGGGGUGAAGGUGACAUGGAGGAGGAGGAGGGGGUUGAUGUUGUUGUUUAAAGAGAGGGGCCAUCUCUCUGAUUCAGAUACACUAAUUCACAGCUGAUGUAGAGAUUUGGUAAGAAGAGGAUUAAGCAAUGAUGUCAACAGGGAAGAGAUAUUACACCACUUCUGUGACCAGAAUUCUUUCUAUGAACUAUUUUUAACGCACCGAAUGGAGCUGCUGCAUUUAAAAGUGAUGAUCGUAUUUCAGUUCAUUGACUGUUUUCUUUGUUUCACUUCGAUUGAACAUCAUAAUGAUCAGCCAAGGAUAUUAUGAAAUAACUCUCACACCCACCUCCUCUGCACAGCCCUGGCAGUUAUCAUUGUAUGAAUCAAAUAAUGGACAAAUCAAAAUUGUAAUGAUAACAGCAAUAUCCAAGAAUCCAGAGUUUAUUUACUGAUCCCAAUUAUACUGUACUGUUACAGCUUUUGUUGCAAAUUAGAGGCAGUCUUUAUAUUCAAAUAUAGUCCUGACCUCUAGCAACACAAGCCUAUUUUUUUGUUAUUAUUAUGCUUCAUCAUUUUAAUGACAAAUAUAUGGAAAAAAGGUCAUGACUGUAACUGAUAUCACAUGCCAAAUAUCGAGCAAACACUAUAGAAUUGUCAAUGACAUGAAAUCUUGAGUCACUGGGGUGAUACAAGUGCUGCUGAAAGAUCAUGUGAACAGCUGUUGGUGAUUGUGAGCAAUGCUGUGUAACUUGAAACCAAAUUUCUCUUUCAAAUGUGUUGCAUAAAAUAUAUGGAAUAAAUUUUAGUCCAAAGAGCAAA